Messenger RNA from Parus major (Great Tit), 2597 nucleotides. It is a transcript of the gene ADPRHL1, whose product is annotated as ADP-ribosylhydrolase like 1. Gene Ontology annotation, molecular function: ADP-ribosylarginine-[protein] hydrolase activity; magnesium ion binding. The transcript has 7 exons. Gene Ontology annotation, biological process: protein de-ADP-ribosylation. The record is from RefSeq and is a predicted model, not a curated record. The coding region runs from base 776 to 1840 and encodes 354 amino acids. NCBI's taxonomy places the organism in Eukaryota, Metazoa, Chordata, Aves, Passeriformes, Paridae.
CAGGAUGCCAUUUCAGUGCACCUUUCAAAAUAGUUUCCUUCCAGAGUCCAAGCAUAGACUGACCUCAGCUUUAGGAAAAAGUUACUAUUUGCCAGGGAGUGCAAGGCAUGGAAUUGAAGUUGGUGUUUUGCUCAGUGGGUGCAGUGAAUUAGCAGAACAUUCUUGUACUAGGUGGAACAGAACAAGAAAGUUGUUAACAAAGUAUCUCCAUCAGGCAUAAUAGAAAUGGGAGAGGUCAUCUGCAUUUCACUAGAUUUCUUACUCCUUCUAGUGUGUACAGAGCCUGGAAAACUGCUUUUAUAAUAGUCUUCACUUCUGAUUGGUCCCUCAGAGGGAGGCUGAUUUCAGCAUAUCAGAAAUGGGCAGAAGAAAAAAAUAUUAAUUUACAAGUUGUUGAAUAAAUAAGCACCCCUGUGGAGGCAUCUGUUUUUCUGGGUGUAGAGUUACUUUGGCUGGGUAGGGCUAAGGAUCUCCUGGCUUGCUUUAAGCUGGGUUGCAGAAACAAGGCUUUUGCAGGUCUGCUCUUACAGUUUCAUUGAACAAAGCCCCUGCAAAAUCCCUGGGUUAUGAAAUAUUUCCUCUCUGUCGGGUCCCAGACAAGAGAUGGCAUCUGCAGAGCCAGAAAAGGAAGUCCUUGCCUUAUAGAGAGAGCUCAUGGUGUGACACAAUGGCUGAUAUAAAGUGUCAGGGGAGCUGAGUUGAAGGCAAAGGAACAAAGGAAGAUCAAGAUUCGGUGGCUGUCUCAGGCAAAAGGAAAUUGGAAAGUGUCUUUGGGAUGGAUAAAUUUAAGGCUGCGCUUGUUCUGGCUGGGGUCGGGGAUGCUCUCGGUUAUCGCAAUUUCUCCCGUGAAAACAAUGCCUUCGGUGCAAAAAUCCAGCAGGAGCUGAAGGAAAUUGGAGGGCUCGAGAACCUGGUGCUCUCUCCUGACAAGUGGCCAGUAAGUGACAACACGCUCAUGCACAUGGCUACAGCUGAGGCUGUCAUCACAGAUUACUGGUGUUUGGAAGACCUGUACCGGGAGCUGGUGAAGCGCUACGUGGAUGCUGUGGACAAGCUCUCGGGCAGGCGGCCGGACCCCGCCACCAUCGAAGGCUGCAGGGAGUUAAAACCAGACAACCACCUUCUCGCUUGGCACACUCCCUUCAACGAAAAGGGUUCUGGAUUUGGAGCUUCCACAAAAGCCAUGUGUUUGGGGAUGCGAUACUGGAAGCCAGAAAGGCUGGAGUCACUCAUUGAAGUGAGCAUUGAAUGUGGACGAAUGACGCAUAACCAUCCCACAGGUUUUCUAGGGUCCCUUUGCACAGCUCUCUUCGUGGCAUACGCAAUACAAGGGAAACCCCUUGUGCAAUGGGGAAGAGACAUGAUGAAGGUUGUGCCGAUGGCUGAAGAAUACUGUAAGAAGACCAUUCGUCACAUGGCAGAAUAUCAAGAGCACUGGUUUUACUUUGAAGCCAAGUGGCAGUUUUAUUUGGAGGAGAGAGAAAUCAAUGAGGAAAAUCAGAAUCAACCUGUCUUUCCAGCCAACUAUGAUGCAGAGGAGAGAGAAAAGACGUACAGGCGGUGGAGCUCCGAAGGCCGCGGGGGAAGACGAGGCCACGACGCCCCCAUGAUCGCGUACGAUGCCCUGAUGGGCUGCGGCGGGGACUGGACAGAGCUCUGCAACCGCUCCAUGUUCCACGGAGGGGAGAGCGCGGCUACUGGGUCCAUCGCCGGCUGCCUGUUUGGCCUGGUUUACGGCCUGAGCAAGGUGCCCAAGGGCUUAUACCAGGACCUGGAACAAAGGGAGAGGCUCGAGUUCUUGGGCGAGAAUCUUUACCGACUAUCCAUGGAGGAAAAGUAAAGCAGUUUCUGCCAUUUUCUCUUUCUAUAAAGACUAUAUCAAACCCUGUAGAUAUCUGACUGGCAUUCGUAGUGAAGGAGGUGGCCCUGGGUUAGUCUGAAGAGCUCUGUGUACAUUGCGUGCAAGUGAAGAUAGCUGAGUUCUUAGACUGACUAGGAUUAUUAGACUGAUUAGAUACAUGUGAUAUUUGUGGGUUUUUUACAGAUGUAGGGAUUUCUAAAUACAAGGAGUGCUGCUUAAACCUCAAAUGGCAAAAAAUAAAUAAAAUGUCUUUUGACUGAUUUCAGUCUAACUUGCUAUAAUACCACUUCCUAAACAGCUGUUUCCAGUAAUUACACAUACAAAAUUAAUUUUCAGAACUAAUGCUUUCUUGCAAAACUAAUGGUAGUACCCACUCACGGGGGUAUUCUCUGUAUAUUUGACAAUCCUUUCACCACUGUGUCCCUCCUUGUUCUCAAAUCUAAUGUGUCUGUGACACUUGUAAACCUAAUGUCUCAUGGAUUAGCUUUUAAUGAAUCACUGAUCCCUCUAUCAGCACUGUGGUGUAAGGUAUUGUUACAUUAGAAGCUUCCAGAAAAGGAAAAGCCAACACUAAAAAUACCUCCAAGGAACAGCAAAGCAUCAGUGUGUCUAAAAUUUCUGAUCAGUGUGUCUAAAAUUUCCGAAUUAUGGUUUUAUUCUUCUUCAGUCUUCAGAACAAAAGUUUCUCUAAAAUAUAUCUGGCUGAAAUAUUUGUAAAUAAAUUAAUCUUGCACUA